Gossypium raimondii (Peruvian cotton) is the source of this 2338-nucleotide messenger RNA. RefSeq lists its product as uncharacterized. Gene Ontology annotation, molecular function: DNA binding. Gene Ontology annotation, cellular component: alpha DNA polymerase:primase complex. The coding region runs from base 104 to 1975 and encodes 623 amino acids. Gene Ontology annotation, biological process: DNA replication initiation; DNA replication. The record is from RefSeq and is a predicted model, not a curated record. Lineage: Eukaryota; Viridiplantae; Streptophyta; Magnoliopsida; Malvales; Malvaceae. The transcript has 16 exons.
GCAGAAAAUUUCCCGCCAUUUCUCGCAUCAGCAAAAAGGAAACCCUAGAACAGAUUGACAGAAAUCAACUGAGAGAGUGAGAGUGGGAGUGACGGAGGCAGCCAUGGAAGAGGAGAUCAAAGCAGAGUUCUUGAAGAGCGGGUUUACUCUUGACGAAGAACAAGAGAUUCUCAAAAAAUGUCAUACAUUUUGUCAAGAUUACGGUCUCGAGCCUUCCGAUCUGGUUUCAAGCUGGGAGAUUUAUUAUCUCAAUCGACAACUUGAUGAAUCUGUUGUGAAGGAUGCAGAGAUGGAUGGGUUUUUAGGGCACCUGCAGAGUGAACAAUUAGGUGCGAGUGCUAAAAAGGAUCCUGGUUUGCAUAUGUACUCUUUUAAAGACGUUGACAUGGUUCUUGAUGCUGAAGAUGAAGAUGCAAAAGAUGUUAUUCUUGGAACUCCAAUAGACAAAUCUGAGAAACUUCAGUUGGACAUAUAUGACUCGGCUCAUAAAACAAAUGGGAACAUUUAUUCUUCUGAGAGAAAAUCAAAACUAGUGACACCAUUUGGGAAACGAAGUAACAAAUUUGUGGUCAAAUUCAACAUUGAUAAUCUUCCUACUAUAGAGACUGCCAAUGGCAUUGAAGAACAUUAUGAUCUUGAGGAUGGAAUUAUUAAAAGGGUUCAACCUCUAAAAAGCUCUUCAUUGGUGGUCCACCGAUCAGGGCUAGAACCAGGUUGCAGGUUCAUGUAUGACACGAUUGAAGACAGGUUCAAUGCAAUUGAAAACCGCAUCAGAAAGCAUGCAGCUGCACUUGUUGCAUCUAGUCUCUACGAAGAACCAAUGGAUCCAUCAGUUGCUUCGCAGAGGAGCAUGUUUGCCGUUGGGAUGAUCUGCUGUGAUGGAGAAGGUCAUCUAAAUGAUAAAUCUAUCUUGUUGCAAAGCAGUGUUGAGCAUUCGAGAGGGCAACUUGUUCGUCUAGAGUUAAAUAAACUGAGUUACUUUUCUGUUUUUCCAGGCCAGGUUGUAGGCAUCAAGGGUCACAAUCCUAGUGGCCAUUGUUUGAUUGCAUCAGAGCUAGUAGAUUCUGUUCCUUUAUCCAUUGCUGCUGACGCAGAUUUGCCUCCUACAAAGAAGCAAGCUUUAGAUGGGGAGAUUCAGGCAACUCAUCUUUCCUCCACGCCAACAGAGACCACAAUGAUUAUUGCUGCUGGUCCAUUCACUACUACAGACAACUUAUUAUUUGAACCUCUUUCGGAACUGCUUGCCUACGCAACCAGAAACUCUCCACAGUUGCUUAUACUGUUAGGACCUUUUAUCGAUUCUGAACAUCCACAGAUCAAGAAAGGAACUGUUGACUUGAGUUUCGAUGAUAUAUUCCAAUCAGAAGUUCUUAGAAUGGUUCAAGAUUAUUUGGAAUAUAUGGGACCCAAUGCUCGGUUGGUUAUGGUUCCUUCCAUACGAGAUGCUAAUCAUGAUUUUGUUUUCCCUCAGCCUGCUUUCGAUCUCGAUUCUCUCGAUGUUAGGCUUCAGAUAACCAGUCUCAAUAAUCCAGGGAUUUUUGAGGCAGAUCAGUUCAUGAUAGGUUGCUGCACGGUAGAUAUUCUCAAACAUCUUAGUGGGGAGGAGAUGUCAAGACAUUCAAUGGAUGGACAACCUAAUGAUCGGUUGAGUAGACUUGCCAACCAUAUUCUUAGCCAACAGAGCUUUUAUCCACUGUAUCCACCAGCUGAAGGUGUCCCAAUGGAUUUUUCCCUUGCUUCUGAAGCUCUUCAUAUAUCUUCCGUUCCAGAUCUUCUUAUCUUACCUUCAGACAUCAAGUACUUUGUCAAGGUGUUACCUGUAGGGGGGACAACCGAAGGGGAAGAAGAACAAAUGAAAAGAUGUGUUUGUAUUAACCCGGGAAGACUGGCUAAGGGAGAAGGUGGCGGCACGUUUGUAGAGCUAAAAUAUCAGGGGAGUUCUGAUAAGAUGAAUGCUUCAAUUAUCAGCAUAUGAGUCUCUUGCAUUGCCUUAAAAAUGCACAUGACAUUCCUUGGGAAAUGGGGGAAUCAAAUGCUAGGGCAGAUGCAAAGAAGGCAAAGCAACAAAAUUGAAGUUCAUGAAGUAUUUGAUAUAAAGAUAUGAUAUGGUAGCUUCAGAAUGUCAUUUUGUUAAGACCAAACUAAUUGCAGAAGUAGAUAGAAAAAAGAGAUUAGAUGGUAAAUUUGCCUGUAUUAUUGUUAUUAAUCUUUUGUUAACUUUUUUUUAUACAAUACAGACACUACCACAGUUGAAAUUACGGAUCGAACCUUGUCAUGAGUAUGGAUGAACUUCCCUUCGGCCAAUGGGCCUACUUUUGGAGUUCUUUUUGUUCUUAAA